AUGGCUUCUAACAAGCGGAUUGGAGGUGCCACAUUUCAACCAACGGUUAAAAGGAAACGGGAGAGUGAUGAAUUCGAAAAACAAUAUGUUCCAAACUUCGAAAAUGAUUUAUCAGAAAACAUUAAAAUAGACAAAUCAAAAUGGGCUAGACCAGCAGUCGAUAAACAACUCGGAAUUUCUAAGAAUAUUGCUUGUCAAGUUCUUGAAGUUGAAACAUAUUAUGAAGCAGCAAAUGGAAGUGGAUAUGAUAGAACAAAUGCUAAAAUAUACGGUGUAACACGAGCUGGAAAUUCUAUUUGUGUGAUUGUCACAGAUUAUUUUCCACAUUUCUAUUUUCAGGUUAUAAUUCAAAUUUGUUUUUCCGCUCUAACUUAUUGUUGUUUUUUCAGGCACCUUCUGGAUUUGGUGUCGAACAUAUUGGUCAAGCUCAAAAUGCAAUUUGUAAUGCAAUUGCUUCUCAAAUUAAAAGAGGACCCGGAAAUGCUCAAUUAUCAGGAACUGUUGUUGAUAAUCUAGUUCAUAUUGAAAUUGUUCAUGGAGAAAACUUGUAUUAUUUUCGUGGAGCUGAUACAAAAGUUCCAUUUAUCAAAGUAACUGGCACAACAAAUGCUCUUCAUAAAGCAAGAACUGAACUGAAAUCCGGAAUAAAUUUGAUGGGAAAAGGACCGGUUAAUAUUGGAAAUCUUUAUGAAUCAAAUAUUGAUGCUGAAGUUAAAUUCAUGGCAAAAACUGGAAUUGUAGGAUGUGGUUGGAUCGAAAUACCAGCUGGAAAAUGUGAUAUGAUUAAAGAAAAAGAUAAAGCAUCAAGAUGUCAAAUUGAAGUAUCAGUUUCUGUUCGUGAUUUAAUUGUUCAUGAAAGUGAUGGAGAAUGGGCUGAUAUUGCACCAAUUCGAACACUUUCAUUUGAUAUCGAAUGUAUUGGAAGAAGAGGAGUAUUUCCAGAAGCAACUAUGGAUCCAAUUAUUCAAAUUGCAAAUAUGAUUAAAAUUGAAGGAGAAACUGAACCAUUUGUUCGAAAUUGUUUUGUAUUAGGAACGUGUGCUCCAGUUGUUGGAAGUUCGAUUAUUGAAUGUGUAAAUGAGAAAUUAUUAUUGGAAAAAUGGGCAGAAUUUAUUCGAGAAGUCGAUCCUGAUAUUAUUACCGGUUAUAAUAUUCUCAAUUUCGAUUUACCUUAUAUUCUGGAUCGCGCAAAAGUUCUCAAACUUCCAAUGGUUUCACAUCUUGGAAGACAAAAAGAUAAAGGAUCUGUUAUUCGAGAUGCAGCUAUUUCAUCAAAACAAAUGGGAAGCCGAGUUAACAAAAAUAUUGAUAUUCAUGGACGAAUUAUUUUUGAUGUUCUUCAGGUACAACUCAGAAAUUUUUAGAUUUUUUCACUAUGACAAAAAAUGUUUUUUUCAGGUUGUACUUCGUGAUUACAAACUUCGAAGUUAUACUCUAAACAGUGUUUCAUAUCAAUUUUUAUCGGAACAAAAAGAAGAUGUCGAACAUAAUAUUAUUCCCGAUCUUCAAAGAGGAAAUGAACAAACUCGAAGAAGACUCGCAAUGUAUUGUUUGAAAGAUGCAUUGUUGCCUUUGAGAUUAUUGGAUAAACUUAUGUCUAUUAUUAAUUAUAUUGAAAUGGCAAGAGUUACUGGAGUUCCAAUGAAUUAUUUAUUGACUAGAGGACAACAAAUCAAGGUAACCUUGUUUCAAAUUAUUUUUUUAUGGAUCUGAGUUCUUUAUUUUCUUUCUAAUCUAGAUCCUAUCAAUGAUGCUCCGUCGAUGCAAAGCCAACAAUUUCUUCCUUCCUGUUAUCGAAUCUUCUGGUGGAGAUGGAGAAAGUUAUGAAGGUGCAACUGUAAUUGAUCCAAUUCGAGGUUUUUAUAAUGAACCAAUCGCAACUCUUGAUUUUGCAUCACUUUAUCCUUCAAUUAUGAUUGCACAUAAUUUAUGUUAUACAACUCUUUUGAAAUCACCAAAUGGUGUUGAAAAUGAAGAUUAUAUCAGAACACCGUCAGGACAAUAUUUUGCAACUCAAAAUCGAAGAAAAGGAUUGCUCCCGAUUAUUUUGGAAGAUUUGUUGGCUGCGAGAAAACGAGCGAAAAAUGAUUUGAAAAAUGAGAAAGAUGAAUUUCGAAAAAUGGUUUUCAAUGGACGACAAUUGGCUCUGAAAAUUUCAGCCAAUUCAGUUUAUGGUUUCACUGGGGCAACUGUUGGAAAAUUGCCAUGUUUGGAAAUUUCACAAUCAGUAACUUCAUUUGGAAGAAAAAUGAUUGAUAUGACAAAAAGUGAAGUGGAAAGAAUUUAUAAAAAAGGAGCAAUGAAUGGAAAAUGUCCGGCUGAUGCAAAAGUUAUUUAUGGAGAUACGGAUUCAGUUAUGGUGAAAUUUGGUGUUGAAACAGUUGCACAAGCUAUGGAAAUUGGUUUGCACGCGGCUACUGAAGUUUCAAAAAUUUUUACACCUCCAAUCAAAUUGGAAUUCGAAAAAGUAUAUUUUCCAUAUUUAUUGAUUAACAAAAAACGAUAUGCUGGAUUAUAUUUCACAAAACCAGAUAUUCAUGAUAAAAUGGAUUGUAAAGGACUUGAAACAGUUCGUCGUGAUAAUUGUCCAUUGGUUGCCAAGGUUUUGGGAAUUUGUCUCGAAAAAUUGUUGAUUGAUAGAGAUGAGCAAUCUGCUCUUGAUUUUGCAAAGAAAACGAUCGGUGAUUUAUUGUGCAAUAAAAUUGAUAUCUCACUUUUGAUUAUUAGCAAGGAAUUGACAAAAUCUGGAGAUGUGAGUUUUUUUUUUCAAAUUCUUGAAAAAAAUAUUCAGUUUGUUUUUUUUAAAGAAAUAUCAAGCAAAACAAGCUCAUGUUGAAUUGGCAGCUCGAAUGAAGAAAAGAGAUCCAGGAAGUGCCCCGCGAUUAGGAGAUCGUGUUCCAUAUGUUUUUGUUGCUGCUGCUAAAAAUGUUCCGGCUUAUGAAAGAGCAGAAGAUCCAGCUUUCGUUUUAUCGAAUAAUAUUCCAAUUGAUACUAAACAUUAUUUGACUAAUCAAUUAGCUAAACCACUUGCUAGAAUUUUUGAACCGAUUUUGGGGGAUCGAGCUGAAAAGGUUAGUCAUUUCUGUGUUACCAUGAUUUUUGAUGAGCCGUAUUCCUUUCAGAUUCUUGUCGAAGGCGAACAUACUCGUGUUCGAACUGUUGUUCAAAGUAAAGUUGGAGGACUUGCGGCUUUUACAAAGAAAUCAGCAACUUGUCUUGGAUGCAAAAGUGUUUUACCGAAAUCUGAUGCUGAAAAUGCGAUUUGUCAACAUUGCCAACCGAAAUUGCCGGAAAUCUUUUCUCAAAGAUUGAAUAAUCUUCAUGAACUUGAAACAAAGUUUGCAAGACUUUGGACAGAAUGCCAGAAUUGUGCGAAGACAAUGCAAGAAAAGGUUUGUGUUUUUUUGAAGAUUCCAAUGUUUUAUCUUUUUUUGCAGGUAAACUGUUCUGCUCGUGAUUGUCCAAUUUAUUACAUGCGCGAUAAAAUUCGAAAUGAUAUUGAAGAAUCAAGCCAGGUUAUUGAACGAUUCGGUGAUCCAACUUUUUUCAAUUGA
Messenger RNA from Caenorhabditis angaria, 3554 nucleotides. The record is from the annotation of a GenBank genome assembly. Lineage: Eukaryota; Metazoa; Nematoda; Chromadorea; Rhabditida; Rhabditidae.